GCGCUGAACGCCGCUGCCACGUCGGACCGACCGACCGACUUGGGCUGCGACUAAGGCUGCGGUUGCGGGAUGGCGGCCCGGUGAGCCGAGAGGAGGUGGCGGCGAUGGCGGCGGCGCUGCUGCGGUCUGCCCUGCUGUGCGCCGCGCUGGGCUGCGCGGGCGCGGCGCUGAUCCCCCCCGCCGACGUGAAGGUGGAGGUGCUGCACAAGCCGUUCAUCUGCCACAGGAAGACAAAGUGGGGGGACAUGAUGCUGGUUCACUACGAGGGCUACCUGGAGAGGGACGGCUCCAUGUUUCACUCCACUCACAAGCAUAACAAUGGUCAACCUAUGUGGUUUACACUUGGCAUAAGGGAAGCUAUCAAAGGCUGGGACAGAGGUUUGAAGGACAUGUGUGUGGGAGAGAAGCGGAAGCUAACUAUUCCACCAGCCCUUGCCUAUGGAAAAGAAGGGAAAGGAAAAAUUCCACCUGAGAGCACAUUGAUUUUCAACAUUGACCUUCUAGAAAUUAGAAAUGGGCCACGGUCUCAUGAGUCAUUCCAAGAGAUGGAUCUUAAUGAUGACUGGAAACUGUCCAAGCAAGAGGUGAAAAUUUACUUGAAGAAAGAAUUUGAAAAGCAUGGAGCAGUGGUAAAUGACACACAGCAUGAUGCUUUGGUUGAAGACAUCUUUGAUAAAGAAGAUGAAGACAGUGAUGGGUUUAUAUCUGCAAGGGAAUUUACAUACAAGCAUGAUGAGCUGUAGAAAAGGGUGGCAUAAUUUUUUUGGACACAAAUAGCGGUGACUUAGACUGUCUGGUUCUCCUGUCAUCUUAAUUCUGUGUUUUGGAGUUGAUGAUUGCUGUUGGCAAAGAAACACUUUGUUUAUAUAAAAGAGAAUUUCUGUUCAUUAUGUAUGAAUGUUUUAAACUGUUUUAAACUAUUUUAAAGUAUGAAAAUGUACCUCCUUUUAUACAGCAAAGACUUGCACAUCAGUAUUUUUUAAAUUUUGUAUUAACUUAUUUUUCAGAACUGAAACAAACUUUCUAGUUAUCAAACAUUGUGAAAAUCAAAAUCCAGUUCAAUGACUUUCUGUGAUUUGUUUGUGUGCCAGGAUCACUUUCAGCAAUUUCUUUAUGUAUAACUUCUAGUCUGUGUCUUAAAUACUUGACCUUCCUUCUUGUGUGUCACUGCUUAAAAAGCAGAGCUGACCUCGGGGGUUUUUCCUGCAGAUUUUAAAAGGAUGUACUGGAAGGCAUCAGCAUCUCUUUAUACAGCUGAGGAAAUGGUACAAAGCUGAAUGAGAAGAAUGAUUAUCAUGUGCUGAUUUUGCCCUUCUGAAGGUAGAGUGUUACCACCCAUGCCAACAAUUGUCUGCGUUUUUUGUUAAAUUAUGUGAACAAGGCAAGAGUUAAAUGUCAGACUUCUACUGCCAGCAACAUUCUAAGAAAUGUCUGUAAUUUGGAAAACAGCAAAUUAUGCUGCAGUGCAGAGGUAGGUGGUGUCCUUUAAAUGUACACACAUUUGUUUUGAAACUCAGAGUUUGCAUUCAUUGAAAAAGAUCACACCUUUCUCCUCACAGUUGGAGGGAGAUCUUAAAAGAGGAAAAGUGUAUUGACAGGAGGAUCAGUAUGGCCUGAAGAACAAUUUCCAUGGGCUUGCCUGCUUUGCAGCUGCAUGAGUUGCAGAACUUGUUUCAUUGCCCCUUUGCAGUAUUUUUCACAAGUAGCACACAAGUGAUGUGAAUUUUAAAUAAUAAAGUGAAUUUUUAGAAAAACGGGGACAUGAAGUAAAUGUUGUGGUGCUGUGUCUUUACAGAGAUGGUGAUCAUGAGGAUUCAAACACAAAAUGGAAUUGUUUGAACUCGUUUUUGAGAGGAAGAAAUGUUUUGCAAUCAUCCAUGAUUUCUUAAAUGAGAGGGGAAGGCAUCUCAGGGAAAGAAUAGCCUGUAUUCUGACACCACUAACCUAUGGGUCUAUGAACACAGCAUUGUACUUGGAAAAUGUUGCCCAGAGCUAUGUAAGGACAUGAAGCAAAUCGAGCUAUAUGAUCCUGAGAUUGCUGCAUUGCACUAAUCCUUGACUACUGCCAAGUGAGACUCUGCAUUCAAGGUUCUCAAUGCUGUAGGGCAAACUGCUCUAGUGCCAGCAGGAGUCAGACAACAACCUGCAGGAGACCAGAGGCAGACAGCUGCCUGUCCCUCGAGGAGGGGAGGAAUAUUGGAGCUUCAGAGGCACUCAGCAACAUUUUGACUAGC
Messenger RNA from Lepidothrix coronata (blue-crowned manakin), 2234 nucleotides. It is a transcript of the gene FKBP14, whose product is annotated as FK506 binding protein 14. The transcript is spliced from 5 exons. Bases 105 to 743 code for a protein of 212 amino acids. Gene Ontology annotation, molecular function: calcium ion binding; peptidyl-prolyl cis-trans isomerase activity. NCBI's taxonomy places the organism in Eukaryota, Metazoa, Chordata, Aves, Passeriformes, Pipridae. The record is from RefSeq and is a predicted model, not a curated record.